Molecule: messenger RNA, 768 nt
Organism: Kalmanozyma brasiliensis GHG001
Lineage: Eukaryota; Fungi; Basidiomycota; Ustilaginomycetes; Ustilaginales
Exons: 1
Coding region: 1-768 (255 amino acids)
Source: RefSeq, a predicted model, not a curated record
AUGUCAUCAACCGAGAUCAAGGCGGGCAAAAACUGCAAGAUCUGUCAAAAGCAAGUCGAUACGCACAGCAUCGGCUUCGACUUCACAUGUCGCAAUUGCCAGCACGAAUGUCGUCGAGUAGAGCCGAUGUAUCGCGAGCUCGUUGCGAUGCAUGUCAAGCAACAGCGCGAAAACGCUCUCGCCAUCAAGGCGAUCAAGGACGAACUGGCCGAGUUGAAGAACAGCCUUUCUUCUCGUCAGACUAAGGCUUCGUCCACACUCAAAGGUCUCAAGGACACCAUUGCCGAGGUUGCAUCCGAAGUGGCGUGCCUCAAGCAGAUCAAGAGCAAGACGGAAAGCGACGAGCGAUUGAAGAAACUGGAAAAGGGUAUGGAACAGCUCAAGAAGGACCUGCAAAGCCUGGAUCAGGAGGUGGCAACCGUGUACGCGGAGCAGCAGGACGGUGCCAAAUGGUCCGGUGCCAUCGCAUCGGCUGAGGUCCAGGAGAUCCAGGAGCAAGUCGAUGGUAUGAAGGACUUUCAGGACAGGCUCAAGGACGCUUUCAUCGAUCUCACCGGUCCCGAACAGAAGCAGGUCAGGAAGGACGAGGAACAGCGCGAGAAGGAUGCAAAGGAGCUCAGGAACGGCGUGGCGGAGAUUCAGGGCUUUAUGAAGCAGAUGCAGAUGGCAUUUUCCAUGCUGCCCGUUGUCACGCCACCCGCGACUCCACAGCAGACGCCAACGACGACGCCACAGACUGUUACCGGUGAAGGGCCAAAGAAGGCUUGA